This is a messenger RNA of Auanema sp. JU1783, 576 nucleotides long. The record is from the annotation of a GenBank genome assembly. Lineage: Eukaryota; Metazoa; Nematoda; Chromadorea; Rhabditida; Rhabditidae.
AUGAAACUCACUAUAGCUUUGGUUUUUCUAGUCGUCUUGGUUGGAGCUAGAUAUGAAGAUAAAUAUGAUUUAAACAAGAUGCCGUUUGACUUACGUCCAGUACAGAACAUUAUUGGAUUGUGGGCUUUGGAUAAUAUCAACGGUAGAUCGAGGGACUUACCUCCUCCUGAUCAAAUCGAUUAUGCUAUCAAUCCCAUUCCAAAGUUUGGAGCCAGAGCUAUCAAUAUCACACAUACUUAUUAUCGUAACGACCAAGUUCUUCGUCAUGACUAUGGUUAUAUGCCUGUCAAGAAUGCUACCAGAAGAGAUCCCAGAGUUCACGUAGCUUACCUCACCACUUCUAGUGAAGGUUGGUCCAUGAUGGAGCAAGGUCAAGUUAAAGGUGAAGUAAUGACAUUCCAUUUGAAACAAUAUCUUCGCCGAAGCUUUGACGUUGGAAGUCGGAAUGAUCUAGAAAUUCGUGAGUUUGAGAGACAGUUGGAACAGCCGAAUCAUGAUCGAUUGAUCAUGAAAGUUCGAGCAGAAACGAAUUUGGAUACAGAAGCUUACACAGCUUUCUAUCAUCGGGUUCUAUGA